AUGGUGAAACAUAUCUUUUACCAUUUUCUAGAAACAAAAGAGAAAGAGGAAGAAAAUAGAAGAAGUGGUCUUCAACUGGGCCGUGCUCGCUACGAACUUGUGGAGAGAAACAAUCGUUCUCCACAACUCUUGUACCUAUUCCCAUGGGAAAUCAAGAAAGUAAUCUCAGCCUAUGAGCUAGAGCAUCAAAUUGGUCUGGAAUUAAGUGCAAAACAAGUGAAAGAGCACCUACUCAUCCACUGGGAAGAUGAAACCAAAAACCGUGUGAUCAAUGGAGAAAGAAUUCCUAUCCAAAUUCUUGAUUUGGACACUGGAACUAAGUGCCAAAUGUUCUUCAAAAAGUGGCCGACUCGUGAUAUGUAUUUGAUUCUAGGAAGUUGGUUUGAAGAAUUUGUGGCUAACAGAAAUUUGAGUUUUGGAAUGACCAUUGGACUAUAUUGGAAUAAGAAAUCCAAAACCCUUUGCAUAUCAGUUUUGGAAAAGUUCAUUUGA
This is a messenger RNA of Coffea arabica (coffee), 492 nucleotides long. The record is from RefSeq and is a predicted model, not a curated record. NCBI's taxonomy places the organism in Eukaryota, Viridiplantae, Streptophyta, Magnoliopsida, Gentianales, Rubiaceae.